UACAGAAACACAGUCUGAACAGCAAGUCCCUGUAAAAGAUGUUGAUGAAACAGAGAAUGGUUCAGUUGACCUUACAUCGGUGAUCAGGAGCAAAGAUACACCAUUUUCCUUAGAUCCUUCAUUUCCAUAUGAACAGGAUUCCUCAGAGAUUGAUGAUUUAAUCAAAAUUUCACAACUUCCUAAACAGGUGACAUAUUCUGAUAUAAUUCAAGUGAAAGGAGUCCCAAUCACAAUGAGAAAAAAGCAAAUUCUAUCAGAGAGAAAGAUACCAGAGCAGCAAGUUUCUUUCCUGGCAACAUGGACCCCAUCAAACAACAAAUCUCAGAAGUAUAAAACAAUCCAUCACCUGUGUACUACUUCAUCUACUCAUAUCCUGACCCAGGAUUUACAGCGAGCAUCACGCUUAUUUCUCAUGCCCAACAUAAUACCUGCUGCAGAUCAGGUGAUCCACCAAGUGGCAGCAUUGAGUCACUAUGAGACUACUGAAAAAAACAGAAUUGUAGGAGGAGCCCCCUUUUUAGAUGUAUAUCAAGGAGAAAAAGAGGGUGGUGUUAGGCAUCUGGAAACACAUUCCAAAGACCAUUUGGCUGAAUGGCAACAGAUAGCAGAGUAUUAUGUGGAGAGACCUAGAAUGCAACUUUUGGGGAAACAGGCUGCCAAGUACAUGAAUGCUUCAAAAAUGUUUUGGAAACCAGCACCUCCUAAAUUUACAUUUGCGACUUCAUUUGUGCAAGACAAAAUAUUUCCCAAGUACCAGGAAACUAAGCACAGUGUGGCAGGCGAAGAACUGUACUGUGACCUGCAAAACCUGAAUGAGUCAGAAUAUGUUGAUGUGGAUGCUGAACGUAGAGCUAUAAUGCCAAAGGUUUUAUCAAGAAAACACAAAUCUAUGUUAGAACUAAGGUCGACAGAAGAUCUUUCUCUGCAGAUGUUUACAGAGACCAGUGUAAAGUCUUGUUUAAUUAGGAAAUCAAUAUCAGCUCCAAACCUGUCCACAGAGACCAAAACCGAAUUAAAGUUUCCUGCUGAUUUCAAAACCUUAUCAAAUGAGUUGGAACUUGCAAAGCAGCAACAGCUAUCUCAAACAAAGGCUCAGGCAAAGAUAGAAGUCUUCUCUUCUUCAACUAAUCCCUUAAUGGAAACCCCUACAGCACAAUUUGCCCAACUUGAGAAUCCAGAGCAAAUCAGUAAACACAGCCCUGUCCUGCAACCACAGAUCAAGGGCAAAAUGUCCAAGGUUGAGGCUGCACGGAACGCUGGCAUGAAAUACAUUGUACAUCCAAAAAAGAAGAAAACCACAAAGGGGAAGAAAAAGCUUAGCCCCCAAAAGCUAGCUUUUGUACUUGAUAAACUAAAUCAGCCUGCAAGGACACUUACAAGAUGCAAGUCUUUGCUUCGACUGCCUAGAACAAUUGAACCCUCUCUAAGAGUACCUGAAAAGAGCCGCCAUUAUCGAAGCUCAAGCCUGCCUUUGAUGCUGAACUUUGAAAAGUUUACUGAAGAUCAUGGUAGCAUCCCUGAGAGUGUCCAUGUCAGAGAGUGGGUGAGGGAUAUCUGGAACAGUUGGUUUGAUGAAGUCUUCCCCCCACCCGAAAAUGUAAAAGUAUCUGCUGCUAAAACAACAAAGCUGCCUUAUACUGAGACAAAGAAAAUUGUGGAGAAACCACAGCCAGAUGAGGAAAUGUCAGUGCCAGAUCAAAUAGAUCUCUCCCUUGCUCUUGGACCAUCAAUUAGUACUGCUGAUUUGCAGAAUGAAAUUGACAAGAUUACACAGUGUCUAGCUGAAGAGGGACGUUCCAGUGCCUUUAAUUUCUGCAGACGAGGAGCUCUUUAUAAAAAGAUGGGUAAUCUAAAACUGGCUUUAGAAGAUCUGAACAAAAGCAUAAGCAUUGAGCCAGGUCUACUGGAUGCAUAUUGGCACAGGCAUUGUAUCUCUUUGCUGAAAGGAAAUCAAAAACAUGCAUUAGAUGACCUGAAUUUCAUAAUUAAACACAAUAAAAACCAUGCAGAUGCCUAUAUGUCAAAAGCUGAAAUUUACAGAAGCAAAGGAGAUAUUACCAUGUCAAUAGUAAAUUACACUCGGGCGAUUAAGGCCAGACCUGAAGACGAUGAGACCUAUUUCAGGAGGGCACAAAUGUUUGAAAUGAGCAAUGAAAAGUCAUUAGCAAUUGAUGAUUAUGCUAAGGCCAGUGCUAUUAAUCCAAAAAGAACAGAUGCUUUGAUGAUUCAUGGCCUGCACUUCUUUAAGAAUUUAAAUUGGAGUGUAGCUAUUCAGGACUUCACAGCAGUAAUGAAACAUGAACCUCUAAAUGCCAAAGCUAGGACUUACAGAGGAAGAGCAUAUGCUAAGCUAGGACAUUACCAGCAAGCAGUAGAAGAUUUAUCAGCAGCAGUCCAUUUGGAUCCCAACAACUGGAUAGCUUUUUACCACAGAGGUUGUUUACUGAGGAAAAGUCACAGUGAAAUCGCUUUGCGGGACCUAAGUGUUUCAGUUCUCAUCAAUGACAGCGUUGAUAACCUCAAUGCCUUUUUACACCGUGGAAUCCUCUAUACAGAACUAAACCAGUGGAUACAAGCUAUCUGUGACUUCGAGCAUGUACUGAAACUUGACAGAUAUGUUGCUGUCGCUCACAUAAACCUAGGGCUUAUUUUUAUGCUAAAAAUGGAAAAUCAUUAUGAAGCCAUUCGCAGAUUUACUAGCGCCAUAAAGAUUGAUCCUACCUGCAACAGAGCAUAUGUUUGUCGCGCCGAAGCUUAUCACAAGGUACAUGAUUUACAGAGGGCACUGAAAGACGUAACUCAAGCUAUCCAUCUACAACCUGAUACUCAGCACUUAUACAUAAUGAGAGGAGAGUACUUGUGUAAGAUGAAGAAAUUUGAGCUUGCAAGCUUCUGUAUCCAUUAUGCAGCUGAAAUGAAUAAAGCUCUAGGUUCUUCUCCGAUCCAGCAAGCUGCUGUCCAGUCUUUUCUAGGGAACAACUCAAAAGCCAUUGAUUGCCUUGUUUCAGCCACAAAAACCUGUCCCACACCAUCUGUAAUCAUUCUUCUGGGAAAAACACAAAUGAAAGCCAAGAAAUACAAGGAAGCUGUGAAAAGCUUCAAAACAGCACUGGAUCUGUUGAGUCCAAAGGAAGGAGUUACAUCAACUGCACCCGAAGCUGCAGAAAUCUUUCAUUUAAUAGGCCUUUGCUACAUGGCACAAUUCAAUUUAUUACAGGCUUUGGAAGCUUUCACAAGUGCUGUGAAGAUAAAUCCUGAGCAUGCAGAUGCAUUCUACCAGCGUGGACUGUGUAAGAUGCGUCUUCAACAGGCCACAAGUGUCCAUGACUUUAAUCGAGCACUUGCCACCAAUCCAAACCUCUUUCAAGUAUACCUAAGCCGUGCUGCUUUCUAUGGCGAAAAAUGUCGCUACUCAAAGGCUAUUCUUAACUGCAAUGAAGCUAUCAAAAUUCACCCGAAGAGUGUGAGAGCAUAUCUUUACAGAGGUGCUUUAAAGUUCUACAUGAGGGUAUAUAAGAAUGCGUUGGAAGACCUAACCACAGCUAUCAACCUUGACAACAUGUGCACUUUGGCGUAUUACAAUAGAGGAGUGUGCUAUCAGCAAACAGAGCAGUAUGAAAAAGCUUUAAAAGACUAUGGAAUUGUGCUGCUUCUUGGAAGCAGACAAGAAGUUGAUCUUAAAGUGCUAAUUAAUCGUGGACUGCUGUAUGCAAAGCUCAGUGACCAUCAUAAUGCACUGCUGGAUUUCAAGGCUGCCACCAUGGCAAACCCUUUAGACCCAGCAAUCUUCAAUGCCCUUGGGAUCUGCCAUCACAGACUUGGACAACUUGCAGAAGCAAUUGAUGCCUUUAACCAAGCAAUUAAACUAAAGCCAUUUUUCCUGGAUGCAUAUGUGGGACGUGGGAAUGUAUACAUGGAUUACGGCCACGAAGCAGCAACCAAACAAGCACAGAGAGAUUUCCUUACAGCACUGCACUUAAACCCUGCAUGUUCAAAAGCCAGAAUCAACCUUGGUUACAACUUACAGGUUUUUGGAAACUUCAAGAAAGCCUGGAAUCAGUUUACAAUCAUAGCUGAUAUAUAUCCGACAUGCAGUACUGCUUAUGAGGGACGAUCUGUUGUCAACCUUCAAAUGGGCAACACAUUUGCUGCAUUUCAAGAUGUAAAUACGGCUUUGAAGCUUAACAAAGCAUCUGAUCAGCUGAUUACAAACCGUGGCGUCAUAAACCAGUUCAUGGGAGACCAUUCCAAUGCAAUGAAGGACUACCAGAGAGCAAUUACAAUUAACCCUCAUAAUGCAUUGGCUUAUUUCAAUGCUGCCAACAUCUACUUCUACAAUAGGCAAUUUGAACAGGCCAGUGAGUACUAUACUAAGGCAUUUGACCUUGAUCCAAGUAACGAGUCCUCUGUUCUGAAUCGAGCAAUUACCCGGACAUUGCUUCGAAAUGUGCAAGGAGCUCUGGAGGAUUUUAAAGAAGCCUUGAAUCUCAGCCCAUUCUCUGCUCAAAUAUAUUUUAACAGGGCAAACCUUUACAUAUCUGUGAAGCAGUACCAAUUGGCUGAGAAUGACCUCUCUCGAGCACUCCUGCUUCAGCCCCAUGAUGCACUGGUGUAUAAACUCAGAGCUGAUGUACGAGGUCAGCUUGGUUUAACAGAACAAGCUAUUUUGGAUUACAAGCAAGCAGUAGAACUUCAGGAAUCUGCCCAAGCUCUAUAAAGCAUCUCCACUGAUACACCUGUUUUCACUAUGUAGUGUAAGGAUACUUAAAAUAUUAUCACUACAAGUUCUGAUGUUUAAUAAUUCAAGUAUAAAACAG
This is a messenger RNA of Polyodon spathula (Mississippi paddlefish), 4817 nucleotides long. It is a transcript of the gene ttc6, whose product is annotated as tetratricopeptide repeat domain 6. Lineage: Eukaryota; Metazoa; Chordata; Actinopteri; Acipenseriformes; Polyodontidae. The record is from RefSeq and is a predicted model, not a curated record. Gene Ontology annotation, molecular function: protein binding. The transcript has 29 exons. The coding region runs from base 233 to 4717 and encodes 1494 amino acids.